Molecule: messenger RNA, 1397 nt
Organism: Parastagonospora nodorum SN15
Lineage: Eukaryota; Fungi; Ascomycota; Dothideomycetes; Pleosporales; Phaeosphaeriaceae
Exons: 8
Coding region: 27-1316 (429 amino acids)
Biological process (GO): protein dephosphorylation
Molecular function (GO): protein serine/threonine phosphatase activity; cation binding
Source: RefSeq, a predicted model, not a curated record
ACGAGUCCUCGUAGGAACCGGACGCCAUGGGUCAAACCCUCUCAGAGCCCGUCGUCGACAAGAAAUCAGAAAGCGGCGAUGGCGACUCACUCAUCUUCGGCACCUCGUCCAUGCAGGGCUGGCGGAUCAGCAUGGAAGACGCCCACGCAUGUCUGCUAGAUCUCCAGGCCACGACCGAGGGCGGCAAGCCCACCGAGGCCGAUAAGCGACUCGCCUUCUUCGGUGUCUACGACGGCCACGGCGGCGACAAGGUGGCCAUCUACACGGGCGAGCACCUUUCGGGAGACCUUAAGAAGGCCCUGCAAGACGGCUUCCUGGCUGCCGACAGGGCCAUUCUGAGUGAUCCCAAGUACGAAGAGGAAGUGUCUGGCUGCACCGCCACAGUCGCUGUUGUGUCAAAAGACAAGAUCUACUGCGCCAACGCUGGCGACUCAAGAACCGUCCUCGGAGUUAAGGGAAGAGCGAAGCCUCUCUCCUUUGACCACAAGCCGCAAAACGAAGCCGAGAAGGCCCGUAUUCAAGCAGCCGGCGGUUUUGUCGACUUCGGCCGUGUCAAUGGCAACCUCGCCUUGUCGCGUGCCAUCGGCGAUUUCGAGUUCAAGAAGAGCGCAGAUCUCCCUCCCGAGCAGCAAAUAGUCACUGCCUUCCCCGACGUCGAGAUACACGACAUCAGCGAAGAUGACGAAUUUCUGGUGGUUGCGUGCGACGGUAUCUGGGAUUGCCAAUCUUCGCAAGCUGUCAUCGAGUUUGUCAGGCGCGGAAUUGUCGCCAAGCAGCCUCUCCAGUCUAUUUGCGAGAACAUGAUGGACAACUGUCUGGCUUCGAACAGUGAUACUGGCGGUGUUGGUUGUGACAACAUGACCAUCACUGUUAUUGGUCUUCUGCAUGGAAAGACGAAGGAGCAGUGGUACGAGGAUAUUGCGAAGCGGGUGGCUAAUGGAGAGGGUCCAUGUGCGCCGCCAGAGUACGCUGAGUUCCGUGGCCCUGGUGUACAUCAUCGCAUUGACGACGACCCUGAUGACAUCGACAUGGAGCUUGAUCAGCGCUUCCAGCCGAACCGCGGUAUGGGCGGUCGCAUCAUUCUUCUUGGAGACGGCACAGAGAUCUCGACUGAUGCGCCUGACAGUGACAUGUUUGAUCACGAGGACGAAGACAAGGAUCUCGACUCGCAGGUCGACAAAUACAACAAGGAGUCGAACAGCCACGCUCAAGUCACCGAGUCGCCAUCUUCUGUUCAGACGGAAAAGUCCGACGGCCCCGGUGAAGCGCUGAAAGAAGCUCAGGGCGACAAAAAGCCUGUCGCAGACAAGAUAUAGAUUUGGACAACCAACCCUGUGGACAAAUACGCCACUAUGCGUGAUAUCAAUCUCAGGAUGUUGCGAAUACCUUCUUCAUAC